AAGAAAUCACAGUGAAUGGUUACUUCGACCAGAUUCGUGUGAUCGAGUCUUGUGACAAAUUUCAUCGUCGUUCCUUCUUUUUUUUUUUCAUUUUACGUUGAAGAUAAAAAGGCAGAUAGGUUUGAAAAUGCAACCAGUAAUGAUCUGUUGGUAUAGUAGUAAUGGUAGGUCAAUUUACUGAAGGUAAAUCUCGGCUACAUCUUCCCUGAAGCGGUUUACGAGAUGAUAAAAAUGUGGAUGGGAUAGGAGGGGUUGUUCGUGUACUCUUGUUUACGGAUAUAAUCCCCGAAGCGAAACGUAAAAAUGAGGAUUCCUUAUGCUGUGCCGAGGAACGUCUUUGAAGCCUACAAAUGUUCGGACGAGACAAUGCGUUUAUUCAGCGAACGCGACAGAACAAUUCGAGCUGAAGAUGAAUUCUGGGACGAGAAAAAUGUUACAAGCUUGAGGGUGCUUGCCCUUAGUGUCAUAGCUUCGACAUGGAAAGACAACCCUAUAUUAGAGGAACUACCGACUUGCGAGGAUAGAGAUAUGCUUAUGGAAAUCUUACCCAUCGAUUUACCAUUUAAACUGGUUAUCAAGAAGAUAGAGGACGAACAGUAUUGGGAACGAUGCUCUAGAAACAGAUGGGAGCACAACAAUCCGGCGGAUCAUGGCGAUUCCUGGCGACGACUCUACUGCGAGGGUCAUCUCUGCGAAUAUUUGGAAAAUCUCGAGCCAAGUUACUACGAGUCCCAGCAAGAGAAAUGCGAAGAAACAAUUCAACUUGUACAAAAUUAUGUACACACCUUGGUACUGCGUACUCUUCGUCCCACCAAAAAACGUACAAAAUUUUUCGACGACGAGGAUCCCUGUGUCGUCGAAGAAGAGCCCGUUCACCACAUCCCUUUCGCGAUUAUUCUACCCCAGCUUCCUCAUCUCACCGAAAUUCGCAUCAAUUUCGAGGUGGUUUACAUGAACGACGGUUUCGAAUGGCGAGACUUUGAGUUCUCGGUGGAAGAUUGCAUGGCUCUUGGAAAAGGGAUCGAGGCCUGCCCGAAAUUGAGGAAAUUCAUUCUGUCCAGGAGCAACCUGGAUCAGCCACGUGCCGCGGCUUUGCUCCAAGGGAUUCUGGGGAACCACCACAUAGAAGAAAUAGAUUUCUCGCAUUGCAAACUAGGAGACAAAGGAGCCUAUGCUAUCGGUGAAUUUCUACGAGUCCAUAAAAAUUUGAAGACCAUACAUUUAGCCAAUAAUGAUAUAGGACCGGAAGGAGUGUCAGGGAUAAUAAACGGAUUACUUAAAAGAGAAGACUCGAUACUGAAGCAUCUAAAUUUGAAAUUGAACCCUCUGCUCGACGAUGGAGUGGUUCACGUAUGUGCCUAUCUACUACGGAAAGACAGUUUAGAAGUUCUGGACUUGAGCGCUUGCGGAAUAACAGCUGACGGAGGUGCAGCGUUAGCCGAAAUAUUCGGUUCUGGCUCUUUGAGCUUCGAAACUUUCAGCCUCGACGUGUCUAAUAAUGACUUUAAUGAAACAGGCAAGAGAAUAGGUUCAAAGGGUUAAGCCACGUUGAAACUUCCAGAAAAUCGAAUUUCCUGUUUUUGACUUGAAAUAGUUG
Osmia bicornis bicornis is the source of this 1597-nucleotide messenger RNA. Its product is annotated as dynein regulatory complex subunit 5-like. The coding region runs from base 304 to 1542 and encodes 412 amino acids. Gene Ontology annotation, biological process: activation of GTPase activity; nucleocytoplasmic transport. NCBI's taxonomy places the organism in Eukaryota, Metazoa, Arthropoda, Insecta, Hymenoptera, Megachilidae. The transcript is spliced from 7 exons. The record is from RefSeq and is a predicted model, not a curated record. Gene Ontology annotation, molecular function: GTPase activator activity; small GTPase binding. Gene Ontology annotation, cellular component: nucleus; cytosol; perinuclear region of cytoplasm.